AUGCUGACCUUGAUUCUGAGUCUGAUCCUGACCUCACCCCCUUCUGUGGGUCUCACUCCGUCUGGUUUGUCGUCUAUGGACUGCCGUCAUAACCAACUCGAUGAGUUAAGCAGCUAUCCCCUUUUCACCCCUCCUGCUUCGUCUGUUGCAGACCCUGAUUCUCUGCAGGGGGCGACCAUUGAAUCGGCCUGUCCUGACUCUCCCGCUUCCCCACCCUCCCCUGGCCAGGGCUUCCUUCAUAGCGCGUCUAAUCUUGGGUUGUUAGAUAAAUUUAAGUCAAGGGUUGGUCUUAAUAAAAAGAAAGUUAAUUGUAGUUAUGGUAAUAGUUCUAGCAGCAAUAAUAAUAUUAGUGACAUUAGUAAUAGCAAUGGUAAUAUCAAUAAGAAUGGACAUACACAUGGUACAAAGAUACAUAGUGAUAAUGGAAAGUUACAUAAUAGUAAUGAAACUGAUAUUAAUGACAAUGUUGAGUAUAUUGGCCAGGGUGUUCUCGCUGGUUGGGAAAAUAUCAGCGAGAUGGAAUUGGCGGUAGAUUCACAAAAACGGUCACACCCUGAUUCCGAUACUGUUGAUUUGGUUGACAGUAAUACUUUUGCUGUGCCUGAUGUGCCCACCCCCUCGCCCUUCUAAAAAGAAGCCGACUGUUGUUGUGUCCCGGGCACUUCUAGGCCCGUCGCUGUUGAGCAUGGCUCUGUCAAAAUUCCAAUUAAACACGAAUGGUAUCACAAACUCUGAUAAACGUGCAGGUCUCUUACAGUGGUUGCAGUCUCUUUCUGUGGUCUCUGAUGUUGUGUGCCUCCAGGAGAUAUAUUGUGUGAGUAGUGCUGAGUGUCUGUCUUGGUUUCGUUCUUCUGCUUUUCAAUCUGUUGUGUCUCCUGGUUCUCAGAAGUCAUGUUGCUGUGUUAUUCUCUUUCGCCCUUGUUUUUCCCGUCUCAUUCUCGUCGGAUGAGACCCGUCUGCGUUGCGUUUUGCGUUGUGUGAGUUUCGCUUUCAGGACAAAUUGUUUUGUGUUGUCUCUUUGUAUGCACCCAAUCGUAACCCUGCAAGAGACCAGUUUCUUGAUCAGGUUUCUUCUUGGGUCGACCCAGCAGUGCCCACUGUCAUAUGUGGCGAUUUCAACACGGUUCUUGAUAGUUUGCUUGACCGUACUGGGUCUGUAGUUUCUGAUACCUCCAGAGAGAGUACUUCUAUCCUCUCUCGUCUGUUUGAUGAUUGUUGCGUCAUUGAUAUCUGGCGGUAUUUGCAUCCCUCCUCCUUAGGUUAUACCUCGAUGCAUACGGAUGGCUCUGUCUUCUCUCGUAUUGAUCUCGUUGGUUGUCCUUAUGUGUGGGUGCCCUCCGUCUCGUCGUGUGAAAUUGUUCCAUGCCCCUUCUCUGACCAUUGUGCUCUCGUUUUGUGUGUCACUGUUCCGGAUGUUGUCCCCGUGGGUCCUAGGUUGUGCAAACUGAACGCCUCUAUCCUGGACAAGUUGGAUUAUGUCCGUCAAAUUGAAGAUCUUUAAUCCUGCUGGCCUGACCAGAAGGAGCGUUUCCCCUCCUUUGCUAAGUGGUGGGGGGCGGACAAGUCCCGCAUUAAGGGCCUCUCUAUUAAUUACUGGUGUGCUAAGUCAUCGGACAAUGCUUUGAAGAGAGACCUUCUUUCUAGGCUUGCUUCGCACCUUAAAGAACGCGUUGAUAGUCGUAUUUUAUCUCUGGUGGGGCCGUACCAGUCCAUACUACAGCAGCUGCUUUGGACGUGGAGGUCGCGAAGGGGUUCCAAAUUCGUGCGUGGGCAGACUGGAUUGAGGAGGGCGAAUCCUUCAGCUCUUACUUCUUCCACCUCGAAAAGAAGCAUAGGACCGACCAUUGGAUUGCCGCUGUGCAGAACGAUGAUGGUCAGAUUGUAGCGUCUCCUGAGGGUCUUUGUUUAUCGUUCUCUGCCUUCUAUUCGUCUCUCUUUACUGCCGAGCCUACAGAUGCUAAUGCACAGGAGUCCCCUCUUAGCAAAAUUGAGUCCUUGCUGCCCGUCCAGUCGGAGUCUUGCGAUGGUUUGUCGGUCCUGGAAUGUCUCGAAGCAUUGUCUGGUAUGGCUAAGCGCAAGGCUCCGGCCUUGCACGGUCUCCCAGCUGAGUUUUAUCUCAAAUUUUGGCAUGUGCUUGGGCAGGAUCUUGUUGAUGUCCUUAAUUCUUGUUAUGCUGCUGCAUCCUUGACCCUCUCUCAACAUCGGGGGAUUAUUUCUUUGUCUUUCAAAAAGGGUGACCAAUUAGAUAUGCGGAACUGGUGUCCCAUAUCUCUUUUGAAUGUUGACUAUAAACUUGCUGCGCGGGCUAUUGCUGCUAGACUGCUGAAAGUCAUCCAUCUGGUGGUUGCUGAGGAGCAGACCUGUGGAGUCCCAGGAAGAUGUAUUGGGGAGAAUGUUACCUUUCUCCGCGAUGUGGUUUCCUAUGCCACCAUGUUUGACUCCCCAGUUGCAAUCUUGUCUUUGGAUCAGGAAAAGGCCUUUGAUAGAGUGGAUUGGUCCUUUAUGUAUGCCACUCUCGGUAAAAUAGGGUUUGGCACUUCCGUUCUCCAGUGGGUCAACCUGUUUUAUACUGGCGUUCAAAGUUCCGUUAAUGUAAAUGGUCAUCUGUCUCCUUUCCUUUCUUUGUCUCGUGGCGUCCGUCAGGGCUGCCCUUUGUCUCCUCUUCUUGUUGCUGAAGUGCUCGCGUGUAACAUUCGUGCCAAUCCACGCAUCAAAGGCCUUUGUCUCCCCGAAUCAUCUGACCCUUUAUCACCAAUUUCUCAGUAUGCUGAUGACACAUCGCUGGUCGUGUGUUCUGAUGAUGCCAUUCGUGCUUGUUUUAAUGUCUAUGAGGUGUAUGAGCGAGGUUCUGGCUUCAGGCUUAAUCUCUCCAAGGCCAAAGGUCUUUGGCUUGGGCCUUGGGCCAAUUGUUCUGACCCGCCGGUUGGCCUUGAGUGGUCAUCAGUAAAAAUUUAG
Messenger RNA from Porites evermanni, 2955 nucleotides. The record is from the annotation of a GenBank genome assembly. NCBI's taxonomy places the organism in Eukaryota, Metazoa, Cnidaria, Anthozoa, Scleractinia, Poritidae.